AUGGUAACCAUCGAGGAGGUUCGCCGCGCUCAAAGGGCUGAAGGGCCUGCAACUAUCAUGGCCAUCGGGACAGCAACGCCGUUGAAUUGCGUCGACCAGAGCACUUAUCCCGAUUACUAUUUUCGCAUCACAAAUAGCGAACACAAAACAGAGCUUAAAGAAAAAUUUAAGCGCAUGUGUGAUAAAUCGAUGAUCAAAAAACGUUACAUGCACUUGACGGAAGAAAUUUUGAAAGAGAAUCCGCACAUGUGUGAAUACAUGGCACCAUCACUCGAUGCAAGGCAAGAUAUUGUGGUGGUGGAAGUGCCAAAACUAGGCAAGGAAGCUGCCUAUAAAGCAAUCAAAGAAUGGGGCCAGCCUAAGUCGAAAAUCACCCAUUUAAUCUUCUGCACCACCAGUGGCGUGGACAUGCCCGGUGCCGACUACCAACUCACCAAGCUCCUCGGCCUUCGCCCCUCCGUGAAACGCUUCAUGAUGUACCAACAGGGUUGCUUCGCCGGCGGCACUGUCCUGCGCAUGGCCAAGGACUUGGCGGAGAAUAACAAAGGGGCACGGGUUCUCGUAGUGUGCUCGGAAAUCACUGCAGUUACAUUCCGGGGACCAAAUGACACUCAUUUGGAUAGUCUGGUUGGACAGGCACUGUUUGGCGAUGGCGCAGCUGCCGUGAUUGUGGGUUCUGACCCGGUGAUUGGGGUGGAGCGGCCACUUUUUCAGCUGGUUUCAGCCGCGCAAACAAUACUUCCAGAUAGUGAUGGUGCCAUUGAUGGCCAUUUACGUGAAGUUGGAUUAACCUUUCACCUUCUCAAGGAUGUUCCGGGAUUGAUAUCAAAGAACAUUGAAAAGAGCCUGACUGAGGCAUUCCAGCCUUUAGGUAUUUCUGAUUGGAAUUCGAUUUUUUGGAUUGCUCAUCCUGGCGGUCCAGCAAUCUUGGACCAAGUGGAAGCAAAAUUAGCCCUAAAUCCAGAAAAAUUGCGAUCGACUAGACACGUGUUAAGUGAAUAUGGAAACAUGUCAAGUGCAUGUGUGCUUUUUAUCCUAGAUGAGAUGAGGAAGUCUGCCACCAAGGAGGGGAUGAGCACAACCGGAGAGGGGCUGGAUUGGGGUGUUCUGUUUGGGUUCGGACCAGGGCUAACGGUGGAGACGGUGGUGCUGCAUAGUGUGCCAAUUAACUAA
Messenger RNA from Fraxinus pennsylvanica, 1173 nucleotides. Lineage: Eukaryota; Viridiplantae; Streptophyta; Magnoliopsida; Lamiales; Oleaceae. The record is from the annotation of a GenBank genome assembly.